Messenger RNA from Helianthus annuus (common sunflower), 773 nucleotides. RefSeq names its product long chain base biosynthesis protein 1b-like. Gene Ontology annotation, molecular function: pyridoxal phosphate binding; serine C-palmitoyltransferase activity. Lineage: Eukaryota; Viridiplantae; Streptophyta; Magnoliopsida; Asterales; Asteraceae. The transcript is spliced from 4 exons. The record is from RefSeq and is a predicted model, not a curated record. Gene Ontology annotation, cellular component: endoplasmic reticulum. Bases 76 to 582 code for a protein of 168 amino acids. Gene Ontology annotation, biological process: ceramide biosynthetic process; sphingosine biosynthetic process.
UGAUUUUUAGUGAGUAGAAGGGUGAUGUUGGUCUUACUGUUGUAGGUUGAUAAGAUAGAUAUAAUAACUGCUGCUAUGGGACAUGCAUUGGCCUCAGAAGGUGGGUUUUGCACCGGGAGUCACAGAGUUGUUGAUCACCAACGCCUCAGCAGCUCAGGCUAUGUGUUUUCUGCAUCUCUUCCCCCAUAUUUGGCAAGUGCUGCAGUUGCUGCUAUCGAUGUUAUAGAGGAAAACCCUCAACUCAUAACGAAGUUACGAGAUAAUUCCAAAUUAUUAAGUACAGGAUUGUUGGGAAUAAAAGGCCUGGAACUUGCAAAUGAUAUAAUGUCACCGCUUGUAUUCCUCCGACUUAAAAACUCCACUGGGUCAUUGAAGAGUGAUCUUCAAGUACUUGAAGAUCUUGCUGAUCGGGUAUUGAAGGAACACUCGGUUUUUGUAACAACUUCAAAAAGGUCGUUUGUUGAUAAAUGCAAUCUUCCUGUCGGGAUUAGGAUAUACGUCUCAGCUGCUCACACAGAAUCUGAUCUUCAGAAAGUAUGUGAAUCAUUGAAGAGCGUUGCCGCUUCAUUAUUCACGGAUUAAAUCUACUCGCUACGGUAUAACACCUCAUACAUGAACAAAUUGUGUGAAAGAAAAAUUUAAAGAAUUGUUUCUUCAUAUUUUUAGCCAUGUUUUAUUUGAUUUCUUGACAUGCUAGUUGGUUUUUGUUCAUAUGCCUUUGUUUUGUAAACUUUAAAAUUACAGACUUACAGUUAAUUUAUGUCAAUUUCAUA